This is a messenger RNA of Coregonus clupeaformis (lake whitefish), 2599 nucleotides long. RefSeq names its product zinc finger protein 271-like. The transcript has 2 exons. Bases 1 to 1407 code for a protein of 468 amino acids. Gene Ontology annotation, cellular component: nucleus. The record is from RefSeq and is a predicted model, not a curated record. Lineage: Eukaryota; Metazoa; Chordata; Actinopteri; Salmoniformes; Salmonidae. Gene Ontology annotation, molecular function: RNA polymerase II cis-regulatory region sequence-specific DNA binding; DNA-binding transcription factor activity, RNA polymerase II-specific. Gene Ontology annotation, biological process: regulation of transcription by RNA polymerase II.
AUGACUAGACACCAUCGACACCUGACUAGACACCAGCGCAUACAUACAGGAGAGAAGCCUUAUAGCUGUGAUCAGUGUGGGAAGAGCUUUGCUCAAGAUUUCACCCUGACUGAACACCAACGCAUACACACAGGAGAGAAGCCUUAUAGCUGUGAUCAGUGUGGGAAGAGCUUUGCUCGAGAUUCCACCCUGACUGCACACCAACGCAUACACACAGGAGAGAAGCCUUAUAGCUGUGAUCAGUGUGGGAAGAGCUUCAAUAAUUCAGGACAACUGACUGCACACCAACGAAUACACACAGGAGAGAAGCCUUUUAGCUGUGAUCAGUGUGAGAAGAGCUUCAGUCAUUCAGGAUCCCUGACUAGACACCAGCACAUACACACAGGAGAGAAACCUUUUAGCUGUGAUCAGUGUGGGAAGAGCUUCAAUAAUUCAGGACACCUGACUAGACACCAGCGCAUACACACAGGAGAGAAGCCUUAUAGCUGUGAUCAGUGUGGGAAGAGCUUUACUCAAGAUUCCACCCUGACUGAACACCAACGCAUACACACAGGAGAGAAGCCUUAUAGCUGUGAUCAGUGUGGGAAGAGCUUUGCUCGAGAUUUUACCCUGACUGCACACCAACGCAUACACACAGGAGAGAAGCCUUAUAGCUGUGAUCUUUGUGGGAAGAGCUUUGCUCUAGAUUCCACCCUGACUAGACACCAACGCAUACACACAGGAGAGAAGUCUUAUAGCUGUGAUCAGUGUGGGAAGAGCUUCAAUCAGUCAGGACACCUGACUACACACCAACGCAUACACACAGGAGAGAAGCCUUAUAGCUGUGAUCAGUGUGGGAAGAGCUUCAAUCGUUCAGGACACCUGACUACACACCAACGCAUACACACAGGAGAGAAGCCUUAUAGCUGUGAUCAGUGUGGGAAGAGCUUCAAUCAUUCAGGAUCCCUGAUUACACACCAACGUAUACACACAGGAGAGAAGCCUUAUAGCUGUGAUCAGUGUGGGAAGAGCUUCAAUCAUUCAGGAUCCCUGAUUACACACCAGCGCAUACACACAGGAGAGAAGCCUUAUAGCUGUGAUCAGUGUGGGAAGAGCUUCAAUCAUUCAGGAUCCCUGAUUACACACCAGCGCAUACACACAGGAGAGAAGCCUUAUAGCUGUGAUCAGUGUGGGAAGAGCUUCAAUCAAUCAGGAGCCCUGAUUACACACCAGCGCAUACACACAGGAGAGAAGCCUUAUAGCUGUGAUCAGUGUGGGAAGAGCUUCAAUCAUUCAGGAUCCCUGAUUACACACCAGCGCAUACACACAGGAGAGAAACCGUAUAGAUGUGAUCUGUGUGGGAAGAGCUUCAAUCAAUCAGGAGCCCUGAUUAAACACCAGCUCACACACACUGUAGAGAAACCUUAGAGCUUUGCUCAUUCAGGGUCUCUGAAAAAACACCAGAAAGCUCAAACCUGUAUUAUUUUUUCUCCCUCCUCUCCGGCACCGAGUCCAUAUCCCUAAAUAAAGUUGAAAUACAUUACUCUUUACAAUAUUUUUUUUAUCUCCCAUUCUCAAACUGUUUACUAGGUCUGAUUACCAUGGUACCCUGUUUAGCAUAAUAUGCAGUUCUGGAUCCAUAUGUAUCAACUGUGUUGGAGUAGGAGUGCUGAUCUAGGACCAGGUCCAUUGUCCAGUUUUUGUCAUGCAUUUUGAUCUAAAUGGCUAAAAGUCAUCAUAGAAAAUGUCAUAGUGAACCAUUUGUGUGUAGAGGGAGAUGUUGAGGUGGGUGGGGGUGUUCAGGGCUGUAUCUUAUUUAAUUAACUCCUAUUAUCCAUUAAAUAAUUGUAUAAUGUAGGAUAAUGUUUCAACAAUACUAGGUAUGUAUUGUGGGGUGGAAAUCAGAAUUAGCUAAGUAAUAUUGACAUAAUUAAGGUUGUCUCCUUUGCAGAAUAUGCUUACAUGUUGGUGUUGGUGGCUGCUCUUCCUCCCUCAUAUGGGCCUGUGGUUAGGCGGGGGUGAAAGUAUCUGCUUUCACAUCCUCCUCAGACGCCACUCACAGUCUAUUUGACCUCAGUCAACUGGGGCCCAGAGAGGGGAGAAGUCUGGCUUGUCUAUCACAUGUCCCUGUUGCUAUGCAGAAUAUCAGAAAGACAAUAGGCCAAAGGUCAGAAGGAGACAUUGUUUCCAUAUGUGAAUAUGUGUCUUUACCUAUUGCAAACCAUGUAAAGGGAUGGUGUGAGUAAUGGGAAUCAAUCACUUGUCUCCACAAUGUCUGUGCGUCAGUCACUCCCUCCUUGGGCCUUGGGGAGAUUGUUCUUUCCCCUGGUUCCCUUUUAGCAAGGUGGAGACUAAGUAACAACAAAUGUCCUUUUAAGUUCUCAGUACUGAACAAAAUAACAAGUUCUUUGUAUUUGGGGCCAAGGUCUGGCACAGGAUGUGUGGGGUUAGUGUUUGGAACCAUUGUACGUCAUCUCUGAGGUUGCACCUAUCCUGAGCUAGUAUAUAACCCAGAGGCUCACUCCACUCAGUGGGCUCUCACUCUGUUCACUUUGUGUGUGUAUUGUGACUUGCUCCUUUAUUGAUACGUUUUUAAUAAAGUAAUAAUCCUGACUGGUGA